This is a messenger RNA of Lutzomyia longipalpis, 1250 nucleotides long. It is a transcript of the gene spn-F, whose product is annotated as protein spindle-F. NCBI's taxonomy places the organism in Eukaryota, Metazoa, Arthropoda, Insecta, Diptera, Psychodidae. The coding region runs from base 1 to 1065 and encodes 354 amino acids. The transcript has 2 exons. The record is from RefSeq and is a predicted model, not a curated record.
AUGGCGGAGAGUGAUGAGGCCAACUAUGCACUGAACAUCGCACUGAAGACCCUCCGUGAGCGAUGUCAAAACCUGGAGGGUAGAUUGACGACUGUUGAGGAAGAGAACCACCAGCUGCGCCUGAAACUUGGCGAUAGGCCACCUCAGGACGCUGCAGAGCGUGGCGACGACGAAGUGGGGAAUUUGCAGGCAAAGGUUGCGGAUCUCCUGAGGCAGAAAGCCCAGCUGACGAAUCACAUUGCCAUGGUGGCCACGGAGAAUCGUCAGCUAUGGUCACGGUUGUCGCGUCUCACGAAGGACAGUCGUACAGCCAAGGCGAGUCCCCCAUCCCCGGUGGCCAGUCAGAACCUCCUACGCUCUAAGACAUUCACACAGAACGCCCCAAAUCCAAAGCUGCGGGAAAAACUCCCGGAUAGUGAAAAUCUCAGCCUCGAGGAGAUCUCCCUGCAAAUGCUGAACGAAGUGACGGACGCCAAGCAGCAGCUGGAGAAGAAUUGUCAGGAAAUUAUGACGGGCAGCACCGCAGUGGACGGUGAGGCGCUCAUGGGAUUUGGUUUCCUGGCCGAGGAGACUCCCGACAGUGAAACGGACGUGACGGAGAAGCUAACAAAGGGCCUGGAGAGGUACAAGAAGCUAAAGGCCACAAUGGUGAAGCAGCAGUGUGACUUAAAGAUUUUGCUGGACGAGAAGAAAUCCCAGAAACUAAAAGUCUGCCGUGCAUGCGAGGAGAGAGCCUCAAUCACGAAACCCAUUACGGUGUCCAUUGACUCUCAGACAGACUUCGAAGAGGAACGAAGAUCUGCAACUCCGCUGGCGGAAACCCCAAACCCACCGGCAGUGCCUCCACAGCCACUCCCACGGAAUAUCGAUGUGCCACGCAUUGAUUUCCUGGAGCAGAAGCGCCUAGCGGACGUGCUGGAUAAGAUGUGCCCCAUGUGUGGCAUGAUCUACAGCACAACGAGUAAGUUUGAGGAGUUCCAGGAGCAUGUGGAAUCACAUUUUGUCGAUGAAAAUGAGAUGGAUUUGAGUAUCGAUCGGAAUUAUGAGAUUGUUUCGAAUUUCUGAUACUUCGACACUGGCGGGAUCCGCAAGGAGAAUUCUGAGAGAUUGGAUGGGCAUUUUUUUUAUCUCCAACUUUUAUCGUAAUCGCAAGACUACACAGUUUUCUUUGUAAAUAGUUUUUAGGUAUCCCUUCCGGACGUUUAUCCGGAGAUUUUAUCAGUAUACAAUAAACUACAUAAAAUAGAGGA